GUAGUUGCUUGCUGCGAAGGGGAGAGCCGGGUGCCAGGACUCCGCCUGUCGCUGCCUAACUAGCUCCCCCUCUAUCCAGCCCACUGAGGUCGGGUUGUGUUUAACGGCCGGUGGGAGGAGGAGCCUGGAAAUGAGGCCUCCUUCCUUCCCAAAACAGGGGACGGCUGGGCUCGACGCGGGACUUCAGCCGCCCCCAUGAACCAGGAGCAACCGCGUUGCCACUUGCGGGAGACGAGGUCGCCACGGGGCUUGCAGCCCGAGAGUUUAGACAGUGAGAACAGCCAGAGAAACAGUGAUAGGCCCAGCUAUUUGGAGCCAUGGAUUGUGAAUCUUCUGCUGGAAGACAAGGAGUCUGAAGCCAGAGAAGAUGGACAACUUGGACAUGUCCUGAAAGUUUUGAACCAAGCAAGAGCUCUACAUCAUGACGAGCAAUGCCCAGCAGCUGUUCUGUGCAUUGGAGAUGGGCGUCACUAUAUUCGAGUGGUUGUUACAGCCAAAGCUGCUCAGAUGACCACAAGCUCUCUACCACAAUCUGGAUUUUCCAGUAUCAUUGGCCAAUUCAUCGUCCUACAGAACUAUAGGGUGUGUUUUAAAGAGGCAACUAAAGCGGAGGAUUGUGAAUUCUACCUCACGCUUGACUGUUUCCAUGUGAUGCCCAUGAAGAGACAGGAAACGAGGCAGCGGGACUGCAACCAGGAACCAUCGGUGCUGCAGAAGGUAAAGGCACUAUGGCAGAAAAGUUUUGCCCUGCAGCCCUGGCCCAGUACAGAACCAUCAUCUGUUUCUGAAAUACUGAGAGAGAUAAAGCAAGAUCAGCUCAGCACUUUGAAACAAAAUGUAGAGGAUUGCCUCAGCUUAUUGGACCCUAGCAAGCUGUUGGAUUCUGAGCAACUGGCAGUAUAUCCAGAUACCAAAUGGCAGGUGGAAUGCAAGCAAGAUAAGGUGCACAAGGACAUCUUCACAGUCCCAGCUAAGCUCCUGGUGAUCAGUGCAGAAAAUGAGGCAGCACUUGCCAAAGCCUACACCCCAAAGAUUUCUCCUGCUGUUCCAGAUACUGGUGAAAGCCCUCAAGAUGAUGAUCUCAGUACUGUUUCCUUUUUCAGUGCGGAAUCUGAAAGUCUGGAUGGCUCCUUAGAAAAUCCUUGGGAUAUAUUUCCAGGAAUGACUUUGACUUCUUCUAGUGACACGUCUAGCACGCUGCCUGGCCUUCCCCUCACACAGCAGGUGCUCUUGGCUAGUACUGCUGAGGAAGAAGAGGCUCCAAGCUCCAGCAAUUGCACCCCAGAUUUCCUGGCGCCUUGUGCUCAUACAUCCCACUGCACUUCUGAGCAGGUUGAGACAGUAGAGACAAUGUCCCAAACACGGCUUCUUUCUCACAGCAAUGCAUCUUUCAAGGAAUCUGCCAAUGAGGAAUCUAGACCUGUUGAACUGAACACUGCACACCAUGCCAGCAAAGCUCCAGAUACGGAUGAGAGCGUUCCCUGUGGUCAGCCAUGGAAGAAUUCACAUUCCCACGCUACUAUGUGCCUUCCCCCCACUGGGAGUGAGUUCUUCCUUGAGCCCUUGUCUGAAAAUAUGGAGAAAGAUCAUCUCACCCAUUUGCAGAGGGAUAAGGUGGCGAUGAGAAGAGCUGGGGAGAAAUCCCUGGAUAGAGGAAGAAAAUGUGUGGCAGCUAAAAGGAAACAGAUGGUGCCAGAUGAAGAGGAACCUACUGAUAUUUUCUCCACUUUGGAAGCUCUAGGGCAGCCUUCUGCCAGGGCUUCUCCAAAAUCCAGUAAGCUAAACAGCAAGCUGUUGACUUGGAAACCUCCCUUGAAAUUUGUGAGCACACCCAAGAAGAGCCGCAUCGAGGAGGCACAACAACAUCGCUUAUCUGCCCAGUUCAGAUGUACGGAGAGACUCCUUGAAAAGGGGAGGGAGCAGGGAGCAGCAGACAUCGCCACUAGGACACCAGAACAACAUGGAGUUCAACAGCGGGAGUGUGUGAGAGGAGCCCCCUUUUAUAUUAUGUACAAGCCACCAACACCUGAACUUUGCUCCCAAGUGCGCUCUACAAGGAUCUCAAGAGCAUUGCUGGGAUGGGCACGUUGGGUUUUCAGCAAUACGCAGAAGGAAUAGUGUUUACUGAUAUUACUUGUCCAUCUCAAGUAGGAAUGAAAAGAAAGAUACUACUCCGGGAACCACUCUUCCUGUGUGGAUUGAACAGUGGUAUGUUUGAGCACUUAACUCCAUUCAUAUUGGGGAGUUAAUUGAUGCAGAAAUCUAUAAACUAUAGAGUUGUAGCCAGGCUUGGUCAUACCUAAGUUUUGAAUAAACUAAUAAGUCUAGUCUGUCCAUUGAUUUCAGUGGGGCUACUCUAAUUAAGUCUGGAUGCUACCCAUAGUCUGUAGAUAAACCUUUGUAACAGUGUUUAAUGCAAUGAAGAAUAUAAAAAGAGCCUGGAACAAGCUAUAUCAUCCAGUAUCUUAUUUCUCACAACGGCCAACUACAUGCCUCUGGAAAGGCCAUAAGCAGAGCAUCAAGGCAAAUGGCCUUUCACUGAUGUUACUCCCCAGUAAUGGGUAUUCAGUGGUAUCCUGACUCUGAACAGGAAGGCCUAAUAGCCAUUACUCAUACCUAUUCUCCUCCAUGAAUUUAUCUAAUCCCCUUUAAAGCCAUAUAAACUAGUGGUCAUAACCAUGUCUUGGGGCUUUGGAUGCCACAAUUUAAAUGUGUUAUGUGAAGAAGUAUUUUCUCUUUCUGUCAGCAAUCUACUGCCAAUUAAUUACAUUGGAUGAUCGUCUUCUUUAGUAAAAUGGUAGUAGCGAACUUUUCCACACCAUGCUCAGUUACUUUAAGUAGGAAAUACGUUUGUAAACCAUUCCACAUCCUAAAAAGUGUUAUACAAAUGUAGUCAUUCUUCUCUGGCUUUAAGUGGUGGUUGAACAGUAUCUAACGAACAUCUGUAAGUGUUUCAGAAUAUCAAGGAAAUCAAGAAUACCUUCUUGUGCCAGUAUCAGUUCUGAGCUAGACAGCUUCAGUCUUUAAUUGUUUUGAUUAUUUCCCUGUUCCAUUUAAUUACAAAAUAUUUCAUAUAGCUUACAUGCUUGAUAAAAUGUUUUGGAGAUUAAAAACAAAUUAGAAAAAACAACACAA
This is a messenger RNA of Elgaria multicarinata webbii, 3135 nucleotides long. RefSeq lists its product as uncharacterized. Gene Ontology annotation, molecular function: telomeric repeat DNA binding. Gene Ontology annotation, biological process: telomere maintenance via telomerase; negative regulation of telomere maintenance via telomerase; protein localization to chromosome, telomeric region. Bases 196 to 2118 code for a protein of 640 amino acids. Gene Ontology annotation, cellular component: telomerase holoenzyme complex; chromosome, telomeric region; shelterin complex. The record is from RefSeq and is a predicted model, not a curated record. The transcript has 15 exons. NCBI's taxonomy places the organism in Eukaryota, Metazoa, Chordata, Lepidosauria, Squamata, Anguidae.